UUCGAUUUGACAGAUAUUAUACCAAAUCUGAGGUUAAUGCAGCCAUCGACGCUAUUGUCUUUCCUGGGGAAUUUACAAGAGCAGGAAAUGGCUUGACAGCAGUUCGUAAUGAGCUUUUCGCCAAUGGUCGCAGUGGAAUACCAAACUUCCUGGUCGUUUUAAUGGAUGGUGUGUCUAUUGAUGACAUUUCUAUUCCCUCUGCGUUCUUCAGAGCCAUGGAUGUCUACGUCCUAGCCGUCGGAAUCGGCGAUUUCUACGCCAAACCUCAGUUAGAUGAAAUAGCGAACGACCCAGACUCUGCUUACGUGUUUGAAGCGUCGUCUUAUGACAUGUUGCCGACUUUAGCGACCAGAAUCAAGGCAUCAAUAUGCAAUGUGGUUGAUCACUGCUUCAGCAGUCCAUGUUACAACGGAGCAACCUGUGACAGUCUGUUGGACAGGUUUGUCUGCACAUGUCCGGACGGUUUUACUGGACUAACCUGCCAGUCUGAUAUCAAUGAGUGUUUGUCCUCAUCAUCUUGUACAAACGCGAACAAAAUCUGCAUCAACUUUCCUGGAACUUUCUUUUGUAACUGCAAGCCAGGAAACUAUGAAAUUCAAAAUCAGUGUAGUGGAGAGUAUGGAGUCAUUUUCAACAUUGCCUUUGUAAUAUAUACUGGAGAGAGCAUUGACCAAUAUCACAACGGGAACUUUGUGAAGCAAAUCGAAUUUGUCAAAGGUCUUUCCAAAACGUUCAAUGUUUCGGAAAACGAUACGAACGUUGGCAUCAUUACUUAUGCUGGUGAUGCAGCAGUCAGAUACAGAUUUGAGGAUAUCACCAACCAAACAGACCUGGAAAACACUCUGGACACCCUUACAAUAAGCGGCAGUGGAAGAAACAUUGGUAAAGCCUUAGAUGUGGCACGAACGGACCUUUUUAACCAAACAAUUCCNCUG
Molecule: messenger RNA, 935 nt
Organism: Orbicella faveolata
Lineage: Eukaryota; Metazoa; Cnidaria; Anthozoa; Scleractinia; Merulinidae
Molecular function (GO): calcium ion binding
Source: RefSeq, a predicted model, not a curated record